AUGGUGGCCUAUGCAAUCCCCCGUGGUCGAACAACGUACACGUGUACUCCAGAUGGAAGAGGCGAGAAAAAUAUUAGGACAGUCUGGAACCAGAUGGGCUUUGGAGUAGGACAGCAGGCGCCUCCCUUCCCUCCACUGUCCCAUUGCAGAUCCAGAGGCCUCCCAUUUUGGCUCGGGUGCCGGUUCCGGAACGGCGUCAUCCUGGAUCGACAUAGUGCUACCGUAGAGGUAGUAUACAGUAGUCAGCAACUGAGGGAAAUGGACGAUUGCGAGAUUUGGCUCGUCCCGCACACCGUGGAAGAGGCGACAAAGUCACAAGGGUUACAUGACCGCGCCACAAUCCCCCAUUAUUACACUACGACGUAUAUGUCCCUGGCCGUCACUGUCACGCUCUGGCAAGGCACGCCAGCAACAGUAGUGUACUAUGUAUCAGUGCAAGGUGUCGGAGGAUUGUCAAACUGA
Neurospora crassa OR74A is the source of this 462-nucleotide messenger RNA. RefSeq lists its product as hypothetical. Lineage: Eukaryota; Fungi; Ascomycota; Sordariomycetes; Sordariales; Sordariaceae. The transcript has 5 exons. Bases 1 to 462 code for a protein of 153 amino acids. The record is from RefSeq and is a predicted model, not a curated record.